CAUUUAGCUACAUAGCAGCAUAUUACUCCUGACAUUUCCCCAGAUGGCUAUGGGCCCCAGCACUGCUAGCAGUUCUAGGGGCUGCCAUUAUCCUGGUGAUCCUCACAGUGGAGCGCUAUGAGGAGACUCCAAUCUAUAUGGUGCAGCACGAACAGGUCUUUAUGAAGAGACACUUCCCUGCGGUCACCUUGUGUCCUGAAGUGCGGUUUGUUGACGAGAAAAUUGAUGCCUUUUUGGAUGAGAUUAAAUAUCCUCCGAACAUGAACUCAACUUCCACGCGAGAGAUCAUCAAUCAGUUGGCUGCGUUCUACUCCCUCGACGUGGUGUAUAACUUGGGAGACCUGCUGCGGCUGGAGGAACUCCUGGAAUACAACGACCUGGAUGUGGAGACUGCUGCUGAACGUCUUACUGCCACCUGUGAGGAGACGCUCAUCAAGUGCCGCUUUGGGAACGUGUUAUUAAACUGUUCUGAUAUAUUCCAAAUGGAACUGACUGGAGAUGGAUUCUGCUGCAUCUUCAAUGGAAGGUCUUUGAGAAGAGAAAUGGAAGAAGGAGUCAAGAUCAAACGCACUCCCCAACACUGGUACACGAGGGAGUUUGGCUACACCAGUGGUCUGACCAUUGCUGUGAAUCAGAGUCAGAAGCCGACUAGCAUUGAUCUUACUUAUAAGUGGAUUGCUCUUCAAACCAGCCAGCACUUUGUGGACACGACCAUGAACGGCACAGCUCUGAACCCUGGCGCUGAGCAGUGGAUCUCAUACUCCAGCAUCGGCUUCCAGAUAGCCAUGGGUGCCAAGACACUCAGUCCGUCACUCAGGAAAUGCAAUAUGUCUACCAAUGUGUUGCGCUACUUCCCACAUUAUAGCAAGAACUACUGUCUACAAGAGAAGGAGAUGGCGAAUACGUUGAACAAAUGUGGGUGCGUGCGGACUCCGCACCCGCGGCCUCCGGGGACCACACGGUGCCGGGCUCCCAUGCUGCUAUGUGCCACACAGGCUAUGAUCUCAUAUGACACGAGCGCCGACUGUCCACUGACGUGUGACGUCGAGAACAUCAUAGUUACCGCUUCCAGUUUCACGCUUGACCCUACCGUGAGGACCGUGGAAUCCUUCUAUAACGGUUUGAAUUUCAAGAAGGUAACAGUGGUGCGAAUCUUCAUUCAGGGUCGAAAACGGAAAACUAAAGAACGAUGGAGCUACUUCGGAUAUUACGACUUGUUUUCUCAACUAGGAGGUAUGUUCAACGUAUGUUUUGGGUGCAGCGUGCUCACUAUGCUGGAACUGCUGCAAAUCGGCUGGAGGUUCAUGCUCAUCAGGAUACAGCGGUACUUGGAUAAUCGUCACAUUCGUCACGUCAAACAUCCUCAAAAGAAAUAGUCUUUUUUAAAAUAGCGUUUGAUUUUGACUCGUGUUUAA
Helicoverpa armigera (cotton bollworm) is the source of this 1415-nucleotide messenger RNA. Its product is annotated as sodium channel protein Nach. Gene Ontology annotation, molecular function: ligand-gated sodium channel activity. The transcript has 9 exons. Bases 138 to 1376 code for a protein of 412 amino acids. Gene Ontology annotation, cellular component: plasma membrane. The record is from RefSeq and is a predicted model, not a curated record. NCBI's taxonomy places the organism in Eukaryota, Metazoa, Arthropoda, Insecta, Lepidoptera, Noctuidae. Gene Ontology annotation, biological process: sodium ion transmembrane transport.